Arachis stenosperma is the source of this 690-nucleotide messenger RNA. Its product is annotated as dynein light chain 1, cytoplasmic-like. Gene Ontology annotation, biological process: microtubule-based process. Gene Ontology annotation, cellular component: dynein complex. The coding region runs from base 62 to 505 and encodes 147 amino acids. NCBI's taxonomy places the organism in Eukaryota, Viridiplantae, Streptophyta, Magnoliopsida, Fabales, Fabaceae. The record is from RefSeq and is a predicted model, not a curated record. Gene Ontology annotation, molecular function: dynein light intermediate chain binding; dynein intermediate chain binding. The transcript is spliced from 2 exons.
UUCGAAGAACCCACCUUUUUUUUCUUUUUGCCUCUAACAUAUCUUGAAUAAUUCUACGAGCAUGGAGAAAGAAAAGGAACAAGAAGAAAAGCUGGUGAAGAAGAAGAAAGCCAUUAUGCACGCUCAUGAUCACAAUAACACAGUGAUGAGAAUGGCUUCAAUUGCUAUAAGCUUGAACGCGAGGUUGAAAGCUUCUGACAUGCCUCUUCACAUGCAAGAACAUGCUCUUCACUACACAAGAUCACUUAUCACCCAUGGCCAUGGCCAUCACCACUAUCCUUCCAAUAAGCUCACACACACACACUUAGCAAGAGAACUCAAAAAGGAGUUCGAUUCGAUGUACGGACCAGCGUGGCACUGUGUGAUUGGGACGAGUUUCGGGUCUUAUGUGAGUCACACUGGUGGCGCGUUCUUCUACUUUUCCAUUGACUCACUCUCCGUUCUUCUCUUUAAAACGGAGGUUUACUUGCUCACGCCACCACCACCACCUCCUCAUACAAAUUAACCCUUUUUUUUUUUGCUUAACUUUUACAUGUAUUUAUAUUUUCCAUCAGAACUCAGGAGUUAGAGCUGAGUCCUUUUGUGCUAACCUUAAUAAAUGUGAUAUAUAUAUAUGGUUAUGAUUCUGGGUUAUAUAUAUAAGUGUUUUGUCCCGAAAUUUGGUAGUGUUCAAAUUGAAUCAAUUAGUUA